UCAACAUAGAAAUUAAUCAUUUUAAAACUUUACCAAAUUCACCACAGAAAUAACUGAAUUCGAUAAAUUAGCAGAAACUCAGACAAAAGAAAGUUCUAUUUUGAAUUCCUAAAAUUUAAUGUCAAGUUUAACACAUUAGAAACGAAUUACAAGUGAAUCUUAUAAAUUCCUUUUGAAUCCGAUGAUUAAAGAUCCUUAUACAUAUUCAAACAGUAACAAAGACACAAUCCAUAGAUCAGAAAGUGGAACAUUCUAUCAACACAGAUGAAAAAACCUUUUGGAAAACGCAGUAAUGUUCAAUUUACUAAUCAGAGCAAGUUAUCGGUAUUUGAUUUAGAAAUCAGAGAAAAUACCUAACAAUGGAUGAUAAAUAUAUCAAAGUCACACAAGCCGAGAAAUUGAAAUAUAAUAGAGAAGUAGAAAAAAAACAAAUAAAAUCAAAGAAACGAAAACUCUCCUCUUCUAGUGAAUCCAGUGAGUCUGAAGACAUUAAAAAUAUCAACAAUAAAAAAAAAACAAAUAAAAUCAAAGAAAAGAAAACUCUUCUCUCAAAAUGAAAUAUUUUUGGUAUGUCCUGAAUUAAUAAGGAAACAAAUUAAUAUUCAUAAUUACAUUGAUUAUUUGGAUGAAUUAAGCGAUGAAAAUUUUGGUAUUUAUACAUUGAUGUAAAGUACUUAUGUAAAGUACUUCUGUACGAAAGGGUUUAUUUGAAACCCGUUUAUGUUCAAAUAAAUAAAUAAAUAAAUAAAUAAAUAAAAUAAAUAAUGAAUCGUUUAUUACACCCUACAGAACUGGUUCUGUACAUACGCUGUUUGGGGAACAAUUUCCAAAGGCAUUGGUGACAAAAAAUGAGAAAAAAAGAAACCAAAAAGAAUCGAUGGAAUCCCCGCCAAGUAUCACGGCAACCUCGCCGAAAAAAGGCGGAAACUGCGCCGAGAAAACCAACGGAGAUUCCGUCGAAAGAAACAUCCGAAAACUCGCCCCCGAAAAAGUUGUGUUGCAGCCAAGAAGCUAAAAACUCGCAGCAGCAAAAGGAAUCAUAUGCCGACAAAAUAAAAAAUUGGGCCGACGAGGUGGAAGAGGAGGACUAUGAGGAUGUCGAAUUCGUACAAGUUAUUAAACGAAAGGCGUCAUCAAAGCAAAGUCAAACUUCAGAAGACCUGCUAUUAGGGUCUUUAUACAGAAGGCGAGAACGGUCUUGGAAAAAAUUAGAAAGAUCAGUGCAGAACUCAGAAAGUGUCCGAAAUGUCAAAGGCUUCUUGAAGAAAGGGCCAAGUGGACGAAAGAUAAAGACGAGACCGACAAGGAAAUGAGUCAUUUGAGAAGAUUAAUGACUACCAUGGCUAUCUUCAAUGACAAAGACGAAAUCAAAAAACGAAAUAAUAUGCUUUCAUCAUGGUUAAAGUACUUACCUAUAGGCAUUACAUAUGACAACAGGGAAUUUCUCCCAGGAAAAGUAAUCAAAACUAAUA
Messenger RNA from Leptopilina heterotoma, 1472 nucleotides. RefSeq lists its product as uncharacterized. The record is from RefSeq and is a predicted model, not a curated record. NCBI's taxonomy places the organism in Eukaryota, Metazoa, Arthropoda, Insecta, Hymenoptera, Figitidae. The transcript has 2 exons. The coding region runs from base 849 to 1313 and encodes 154 amino acids.